AUGCCCGCGAUUUCUUCCGGAAAGGUGCUAGUGACCGGCGCGAACGGGUUCAUCGCUGUCUGGACGGUGAAGGCCCUCCUCGAAGCGGGCUUCUCCGUCCGAGGCGCCGUGCGCUCUCCGUCCAAGGCCGAGCACCUGAAGACCAUCUUUAGCUCAUACGGCGACAAGCUCGAGUUCGCCUUCGUCCCAGACAUGGUCCAGGACGGCGCGUUCGACGAGGCCGCGGUCGGAGUCGACGCCAUCGUGCACACCGCCUCGCCCGUGCAUCUCACCGCGGACGACCCGGCCGACAUCAUCGACCCCGCGGUCAACGGCACGCUCGGCGUCCUGCGCGCCGCCACCGCCAACGCCCCAUCCGUCAAGCGCGUCGUGUUCGUCUCUACGUGCGGCACCGUGCUCACGCGCAACGCGCCCGGGCCGCGCUUGUACGACGAGACGUGCUGGAACGAGGCGGACGUGAGCACUGUGCAGACGCUCGGGCGCGCCGCGCCGCCUCUCUUAAAGUAUAGUGCGAGCAAGAUCUUGGCAGAGCGGGCGGCGUGGGCGUUCUACGAGGAGCACAAGGGGUCGCAACAGUGGGACCUGGUCGUCGUGAACCCGCCGUGGGUGCUCGGGCCCGUGCUGCAUGAGGUGGUGGGCAGCGGACCGGAGAGCUUGAACAACUCGAACAGACUCUUGUUCGAGGCGAUCACCAAGCGCAGUUUCACUGUUCCUGCCAACUGCUACAUUGAUGUCCGCGACCUCGCGCAGGCUCUGCUGCUCGCGGUGACGAAACCAUCGGCCAGUGGAGAGCGCAUCAUCGCGAGUGCAAGUCCCUUCAGGUGGGAGGACUUCAUUCUCGCAGCGAGCACGUUGUCGAGCAAGAUUCAGCCGCUGGAAACGCCGUACGACGCCGCUGCAGAGGUAUACAAGGUGGUAUACGACAACAGUAAGUCCAAGGAAGUACUGGGCGUCACGUACCGCAGCAUUGAGGAAACCACGGCGGAUAUGUUGAACGACUGGGAGACGCGUGGAUUGCUGUAA
Trametes versicolor FP-101664 SS1 is the source of this 1023-nucleotide messenger RNA. RefSeq names its product NAD-P-binding protein. The coding region runs from base 1 to 1023 and encodes 340 amino acids. The record is from RefSeq and is a predicted model, not a curated record. Gene Ontology annotation, molecular function: nucleic acid binding; methyltransferase activity; oxidoreductase activity, acting on the CH-OH group of donors, NAD or NADP as acceptor. Gene Ontology annotation, biological process: methylation. The transcript is spliced from 4 exons. NCBI's taxonomy places the organism in Eukaryota, Fungi, Basidiomycota, Agaricomycetes, Polyporales, Polyporaceae.